Messenger RNA from Perkinsus marinus ATCC 50983, 351 nucleotides. RefSeq lists its product as hypothetical. The transcript has 2 exons. The coding region runs from base 1 to 351 and encodes 116 amino acids. The record is from RefSeq and is a predicted model, not a curated record. NCBI's taxonomy places the organism in Eukaryota, Perkinsozoa, Perkinsida, Perkinsidae.
AUGAGAAAGACCGUGCUCGGCGAUAGACUCUAUCGUGGAGUGACUGAGGAAGGCUCAGGUAGCCUGAAGAAUCAAGUCAGAGCUCGAGAGGGAAGACUACAGAGUCUGAUGGAGGAGCUGGAGGGUAAGAAGGGGGAGAUAGUGGAUCUCAACACACAGCUGGAGGAGGCUAAGCAACAAGUCGUUCUUCAACAAGAACGGCAGAAUCAGUUCGUUACGACCGAAAGAGCCAAGGCGGACAGAAUGGCGGAGAAACUCGAGCGGAGCGAAGCAGAGCGACGGGCGGAGGUUAACGAGUUGAACUUAUACUAUCAACAGGCGGUAGCGGGAGGAGAUCAAGUCGUGGAGUGA